AUCAUCUCGAACCCCGCGAUUCCUUGAUUCCUCGAUUCCCCCUGGCCGAGGUGCGCUUGGCGAUGGCGCGCUGAAUUACGGAUGAAGAUUGCGACUGCGACUGCGAGUGCGACUUCGCACCGACCCAUGUGACCGCCGUCGUUGCUGCAUCGCUGCUGCCGCCGGCGAACGAGCCCCGAAAUGCGCAUCCGGCUCCGGAGAGUGCCCCUCAGGAGAGCGCCCGUCCUGUGGGCGGUUGCGCUGCUGACCGUCCUCGCUUUCUCCAUCUCGCGCUUGUCGGCCUCCGUGCACAUCUUCUUCCGCCAUGCCGGCAUUGCCCUCACCCAGCCCCAGAUCGCUGCGGCGCAUCACGACAAGAACAGCGUCCAGCACGUUCCCAAGAUCAUCCACCACAUCUUCCACAACUGGCGCGAGCCCGGGAACGACGCGCUGCCUCCCCACUGGGCCGAGACGCGGAAGCACUGUAUGGAACUGAACCCGGACUUCGAGUUCAAGCUCUGGACAGAUAACAAUUCACGCGAGUUCAUUGAGACCGAGUACGCCUGGUUCCUGCGGACAUACGAUGGCUAUCGAUAUCCCGUGCAGCGGGUCGACGCGCUGAAGUACUUCCUGAUGCUGCAUUACGGGGGCAUCUACCUCGACCUGGACAACACCUGCAAAGUCUCUCUGACGCCGCUGCUGUACUACCCCGCCUGGGUCACCGACGGCGCCCGCGGCGCGCUGAGCAACAACAUCCUGGCCGCGCGCCCGCACCAUCCCUUCUGGCAGCUCGUGACCGUCUCUCUGGCGCGCUACGACUGGAAGUGGCCGCUGCCGUACGUCUCCGUCAUGUACGCCAGCGGCCAGUGGUUCCUGACGGCCAUCUGGGAGCAGUACCACGCGCUGCUGCCCCGGCCGGCCCCGGGUGCGGGCCAGGACCAGAACCAGAACCAGGACCCGGCGCGGCCGCAGCCCCACGAGCACCGCCUGUACCGCGUCCUGAUGGACGGCCGCCCCGGCGCCGACGAGUGGGUCUUCUUCGGCUGGGACGGCAGCGGCGGCACCUGGAACAACUGGGACAACCGCCUGUUCUGGUCCAUCGGCCAGUACCCGCUCCUGUACCUGGCGGGACUGCUCGGCGUCACCGUCCUGCUGGCCUGGCUGGUCGUGCGGUGCGUGCGCAGGUACCAGAACGGCUACUCGCUGCUUCCAAGCGCGCGCCCCGUAAGUGACGCAGCCUAG
Thermothielavioides terrestris NRRL 8126 is the source of this 1221-nucleotide messenger RNA. Its product is annotated as glycosyltransferase family 32 protein. The transcript is spliced from 3 exons. Gene Ontology annotation, molecular function: mannosyltransferase activity. Lineage: Eukaryota; Fungi; Ascomycota; Sordariomycetes; Sordariales; Chaetomiaceae. Gene Ontology annotation, biological process: mannosyl-inositol phosphorylceramide biosynthetic process. Bases 181 to 1221 code for a protein of 346 amino acids. The record is from RefSeq and is a predicted model, not a curated record.